AUGGGGAUGCCUAAGCCUUCUCUGCUUCUGCUGCUGCUGAUAGUCACUGCGUCUGCAUCCCAGAAACAAAUAACUAUAGAAGCAAGGACACUUCCAUUUCUACCUCAACAAAAUCCAUGUAAGCCCUGGUGGGAAAGAGUGCAGAAAGUUUUAAGUGGGAACCUUGUAGAAGUGCAAGGAAUUAAUGAAAUUGUUUUCCAAUCAAAGAUUUCAAAUCCUGUGAUCACUGCAAGAAACGCAGAUAGAGUUUUAGAUAGAGGCUAUGGACUGUCAUCUCCAAUAUGUUACUUUCAAGAAAUGGACUGA
Molecule: messenger RNA, 306 nt
Organism: Dovyalis caffra
Lineage: Eukaryota; Viridiplantae; Streptophyta; Magnoliopsida; Malpighiales; Salicaceae
Source: the annotation of a GenBank genome assembly